Dermochelys coriacea (leatherback sea turtle) is the source of this 5916-nucleotide messenger RNA. RefSeq names its product URB2 ribosome biogenesis homolog (gene URB2). The coding region runs from base 969 to 5396 and encodes 1475 amino acids. Gene Ontology annotation, cellular component: nucleolus. Lineage: Eukaryota; Metazoa; Chordata; Testudines; Dermochelyidae. The transcript is spliced from 7 exons. The record is from RefSeq and is a predicted model, not a curated record. Gene Ontology annotation, biological process: ribosome biogenesis.
GGGCUGCGGCCGGCGUGAGCGAGCUGCCCCCGGGCUUGUGCAGCGCCGGCAGCCGGGGAGCGGGCUGCGGGGCCGGAGCUGGCUCGGUUGCGGUGCGGGCCCCAGCCCGGGAAGGGCCCCCCCCCGGCGGGUGGCUGCAUCGCGGCGUCUGGACAUCGUGUCUCAGAGCUGGGCGAGAUCACGCUGGCCCGAGCCGAGGCUUGUUGCGGGCGUGGGGUGGGUGGGGUCCGUGGUCUCAGGUGACCCUUGGGUGGGUCUGGCGUACGGCAGCCGCCGCAGCCGGCACUUGCUCCGUGUGCUUGGCUGGACGUAACUGAAUCUGGUCCAUUAUUUUCCGGUAUGUACCGGACCCCGUGGCUCACCUUUGGAGCGGCGGGUUCCGUUCAGCUGUAGGCACUGGCGGUGCUUGCUGUGUAAUGGACGAGGGGCCAGGGCUCAAAGGCACUGCGGGGCCGGGGCUCAAGCAACUUUUUUACAUUCAUAACUGGUCCAACAAGCCUGGCGGUGCCCGGGCUAUGAACUGCCAAGCCUAGAGGUGCCGGGGCUCACACCUGGCAAACCUUGGGACCAAUUAAGCACUGGAUGGGUCUGAUCCUGAGGCGUGAUGGGCAUGCACAGUUUCCUGUGAUUUUUCGGAGGAAUGUUGGGUAGUUCAGCACCUCUCAUAAAAAGGCCCAGUUUAUGUUGCUGUCUUCUCAGUUUUCCCGGCUCUAGUUUGCCUGGUAUCCAACGCUGUUCCCACUGAUUUCAGUGGAUUGGAUCCUCAGUGACCAGACCUGCUUAUCAAACCCAGGUCUCUUGCAUUGUAAAGCCGAGUGAACGUAGGGCUAGCCCAAAUAAGAGUCUGCUUUACUAGAGAUAAAUAACCGUUAAUUCUGGUAUUCUUAAAUCCUUCUUUUUAAUGUUUAUUUUAAGUGCAUCUAAUAUUUUUGUGAAUAUUUGAUGUUUCAGAUACAAUAGUAGUCUCUAUGGCUGCAAUUUACUCAGGAAUUCACCUGAAGCUGAAAAGUGCAAAAACCUCUUGGGAAGACAAAAUCAAAUUAGCUCACUUUGCAUGGAUUUCCCAUCAGUGCUUUCUUCCAAAUAAAGAACAAGUAUUACUUGAUUGGGUGAGCCAUGCAUUGGUUUCAUAUUACAACAAGAAACUUGAACUGGAGGAUGAAAUUGUUGAGAAACUUUGGAUGUACCUGGAUAACAUUCUCCAUAGCAGAAAACUACAGAAUCUCUUAAAGGAUGGAAAGACAAUCAACCUCAGUUUUUUGAUUGCACAGGUCAUAAAUGAAAGGAUAUCCGAGUCCUGUGUUCAAAAAUCCCACGGAAAUGUUGGUACAGUGCUAAGUUGUUGCAGGGGCAUCCUUUCCACUCCACCUCUCUCCAUCAUCUAUACAGCAAAAUGUGAGCUGAUGGUGAAUCUCCUAAGCAAGCUCUCCUGGCUGGCCUGUCAAUGGCUGACCUCAGAAGAUGCUGUGACCUCCCAGUUGUUUGAUGUCCUCCAGCUGACCUUUGGUCAGUACCUCCUGAUUCAGAGGCAACAGAUCAACCCAAAUCGUGUGUUUGGGCAAGUGACCAGCCACUUGUUUCAACCAUGUCUGUUCCUGAGGCAUUUGCUUAUGGCCAGAGCGUGGACACCAGCUGAUGAUGGCCGUGUACGUCAGCAUCUGAGCAGGGAAAUCCGAAACCAAGUAGAGGCUGUGCUGAAGGCUGGGAUUUUCCAGCCUGAGCUCUUGUCCUCUUACAGAGAGGAGCUCCUGCCAGAAAGGGAACCGCAACAGAAAAAGAAAAAGGCUCUUAAAACUAUUCUGAUGCCAGUCAAUACAGUGUUGUCCAAGUUCCAGGAUGCUAGCUUUUGUGAAUCAGCACUCCAGGUGAUCAUAGUAGCAAAUUCAGUACCUCUGCUUUAUAAGCUCUUUUUGGAUUCUUACUGUAAGGCAGAAAACCACAUGGUCUGUUUCCACAUGUUCACCAGGCUUUUUGGCUGUCUAAGGAUUUCUCACCUGCAGGAGGAUCUAUGGCAGAAGAUGCUCUCGCCAGUGGACUGGAGCACAGAACUGCUUGCUGUGGAACAGCUCCUGAACUUGGUGCUCAGCAAUGAUAUCUAUAAUGUUGCCGCUGACCGGAUCAGGCACAAAGAGACCCAGUUCCAGUUUUACCGCAAACUGGCAGAAAUGUUGGUGAAUCACUCACAGGCUUCCAUCCCAGCUUGGUUUAGGUGUCUCAAGACCUUGAUUUCGUUAAAUCAUUUAAUUGUCGAGCCUGAUCUGGAUGACCUUGUGGCCUCAGCUUGGAUUGAUGCAGAGGUCUCUGAGCCACGUACAAAGAAGCCCCAAGAGACUCUCAUAAAUGCCUUGUUUCAGACUUACACGAAGCUGCGACAGUUCCCUAAAUUCUUUGAAGAGGUUCUCUCUGUGAUCUGCCGUCCAGCUGCUGAUGAGUUAAGGCUGCCAGUCUUGUCUGCUGGGCUGAUGGCAAAGCUUCGUGAGUGCCUCCUCGAGCUGCCACCCAACCAGAUUCUGGAUAUUUUGUUCCUCAUAUUGGAGAAGUGUCAGACUCAAAUAAUUCCUGAUGUUAAAGAUGAUUCUGAUGUGGCACUGAAGCUGUUGUCUGUGAUCUCUGUGCUUCACACUUUUCUGUUCAACAUGAAGAGUUUGGAUAAUGUCACCCCAUUACCUGUUGUUCUUCGCACUCAGAGUCUGUUGGACAAGAUGCAGAGAGAAGUAAUCCAGCCAUUGCUGGACCUAUUGAAGAAUCACUGGGCAGACGAAAAUAAACCAGGGCUUUGGCUAGAAAAGGUCAGUGAUUCUGCGCUCCUCCUUGUCUGCACAUGGGUGGAGGUUGACGCUCUGCUUAGUAGAAACUGCAGCAAAUAUGUGUCUCGACUGGCUGACGCAGCUGGUGGUGUUACUGACUGUGCUGCAGAGAGCUGGGACUUCUCAGCCCUUCUCCCUGGCGUGGAUAGACAGUGUUGGAAGAGGGUAGUGAGAUUCUCAAGUAGUUUCUGCUCACCUAGUAAAUAUUGCUUAGAACUGCUCAUGCUUCAGAAAAUAAAAAAGAUCUUAAUGCAAACCAAUUUUCAGACUGAGGCUGAUCUUCGCACCUUGCAGCAUGCCGCAGCUUUCAUCCUUCAUUCUGGAAGAUCAAGCAUGAGCACAGAAGAGUCCGAACCUUGGAAUGGCAACAUUAGUGCAAUAAAUGCUCUCACCUACCCCACUGCACAUUGGUACCUUGUAGUCUCAAAUCUAACAAUCCUGAUUCCUCAUCUUUCUCUGAAAGAUGUAGAGUAUAUUGCUGAUGUGCUUCUGAAGACUUUAUCAUCAACUAGAGCUCCAGGAGUUUCUGCAGAUCAGGAUUCCUUCAUCACAGCUGAAAAGGUUUCUAAAGCUUUGCUGCAUAGUAUUUUUCUUCCAGAAAUUAAGGUGCUUCACUGUGCUUUUAUAAGCCGAGUUAUUCAGCAGUGCUCUAGUGUGUUGUGUUCUGUUACUCAGGGCAUUGCAGAUCAGCCUAUUCAACAGCUGUCUGCAGUUAAUAUACCAUGGCAUGAGGAAGUCCUCUCAUCUUGCAAAAUGGUUUGCAUGGGGGAGGCACAGUCAGAAAACAAUCAAUCAAAGGAUGAACCCUUCAUUUGCUGGACAACAAUGAAAAACAUUGCUCAACAUAUAUUGUUGUUAACAAGGGCCGGUUCCCCCAUUACUUUGGAAGAAGACCAGAUAGAAAGCUUUUUGCAUUUACUAGAGAUGAUUUCAGCAUUGAAACUUGACAGUCUUUUUCCUUCAGACCAUACCCGUUGUUUUCUCUUGCUGCUAUCCUUGGUAGCCAAUACCAGAGCUAACAUCUCUUGCAGUAAGUUGCUAUCAUUGAAGUUUCUAAUUACCUGCUUCCGUCUCCUAACAUGCCUACAGACUGGCAGAAGUGUCAACUCUAUCUUUAAAGUUUUUCAUGCCAGUGAUGCUCUCGAGGCUGUUAUGACCGCCCUGUUUGCAGCCAGCAAUUGCUUUGCUGAUGUUUUGACCACUCCCACCUGGGCAGAAUUUCUCCAGGUGAUCCAAACCUUUUUGGAAUGCUUUCUUCAGAUGAUUGUCAAAAAGAAGCAGAGCCUGAAACUCAAUUUGGAAAAGUUCACUUUUUUCCUAGCGAGCUGCAAACCAUAUGCUGAUGCAGACAGAGGCAAUCGCUGGAACGCUGCAGUCAAUCAGCUGUUCCUAGUACCGCUAACCACACUCUGCCAUGUUCUGACUCUGUACCUCCAGCAGCAGCCAGAGAAGAAACAACAACUGACAGAAAUGCUGUCUGCUUUGUUGGAGCCAACAGUCCUCCAGACAGGAACAGCUAUCCAGCACUGCCUUAGAAACCUCACCAAAGACCAGCCGUUGCCUUUGACAUUCAUCCCAGCUGUCUCAACUCUACUGAAAGCAGAUCUGAGCUACAUGUACAUUGGUGGCUUUAUGAAAAUGGAAGGCAAGCAAGAGAAUCCUAAAGACCCAGGAAAAUAUCGGGAGUAUUCCCACACUGAACUGUAUCAAAAGUUUUACACUCAGAUACUGAGAGAGCUGACCUCUGUGGAAGGCCAUCUCCAGUUCUUUCACUCUGCCUUGCAGUUUUUAACUGUUUUCUGCUCAGUAACAGAUCUGUAUCCUGGAGAAGAGACUGCUCUCACUGUGUUCCAUGCUGUAAAAAAACUACUUGCUGGCCCUGGCACCACAGUCCAGGUGAUUCAAGAUCUAGAAAUGCAGCUGACAGAAUUGAUGACCCAGCUGGUGGAGAGCUGCACUACUGAGGAGUUCUGUGUUAUGAUGAGGCUGGUGCUCCAAGGACUUGAAGUUAGCAAUAUUUGGAAACAAAAUCCUAAAGAAGUAUUGUCAGCUGUUACGCUAACCAAAUUGCUGCUCAGCUGCCCGUUAACUGGAGAGAAAGAGAAAGCUUUCUGGUUUACCAGCCCACAGAUAAUCACAGCUUUAGUUCUACAAACCAAAGAGGCUUGUCAGGACCAGUUGCUGAUUCCCACCAUUGUUGUUCCUAUACUGGAGACAGUAGCAGCCCUGCUGAGGCAAGGAGAAAAGAUUCUCUCCAAUCCCCAUCACGUGACACUGGCAUUCAGCAUUCUUCUGACUGUCCCUCUGGAUCAUUUGAAGAUGGAGGAGUAUGGGAGCAUCUUCCUGGGAAUUCAUGAAGUGCUGUUUUCCAUACUGCAGUGUCACCCUAAGGUGACCUUACUUCCAGCUAUAAAGAAACAUCUAACUGAGGGAAUGUAUCACAUCCUAGACCUUUGCAUUGAACGUGACAUCAAGUUCUUAAACGCAUCGCUACAGAUGGGUGUAAGAGAAGUCUUUAAGGAAUUGUACAAUGAUUAUACCCACUACCACAAAACUAAAAAACAUGGGGAGAAAAAGUACACUGCGUGAUGUAUCCUUCCUAACAUUUGCAUAAUCAAUAAGAACUUGAUCUUGUGUGGAGCUGAGAAACUUCAGCUCUGAUUAAGUUCAGGAUGAUCAACACAUUGCAGGACCAUGCCAUCAAUUGUUUUGCUAAAAGUAAAAUAUUGAAUAUGUCCCUGUAUAACUGGCCUCGACAUCUCUGGUAAGAAAAGGACACGUGCUUAAGCCUCGGCCCUGCUGCAGCUGUGCAGAGCCCCAUUGAAAUCUCUCUCUGCAGCCUGUAUAUGUGCUGCUUGUUUCAGGAUCUGGGGCCUUGUGUAAUUUUCCUGUGCAAGCAAAGAAUGUACUGAGUGAAAACCUUCAGUUAUUAUGCAACUGCCCUGCCCUGUUGUUUACAAUGGGGAGCGGCGCUAAAUAAUGGUAGAGUGCCCCACACCAUACUUUUUUUUACAUUCAUGCCAAAUAAAUUUAUUUGUAUGCAACUGUAAAAUAUUCAGUCAGCUUCUGUUACAAAAUUGUGUAAAUACAGAUUUUUAGAAAACCUGAA